AUGAUGCUGACAAAAAACGGUUAUCUCAUCAAAAACUUGGAUGGUUCACUGUACCAAACUGACUUGUGGCAGGCAGGAAUGGGCAUUGUCGACUUCACCAACCCACAAGCAGUAUACUGGUACAAGCGGUGUUUGGCUUCGUUGAUUGACUUGGGUGUCGACUCAUUCAAAACCGACUUUGGCGAGCGCAUUCCUUGCAACAACGUCAUGUACCACGAUGGACUGGACCCUGUGGCCAUGCACAAUUAUUACACGUUUUUGUACAACAAAGCGGUGUUUUCUGUUCUUGAAGAAGGUGUUGGAAAAAACCAGGCGUGCCUUUUCGCUCGUUCAGCCACUGUAGGCGGCCAGAGUUUCCCUGUCCAUUGGGGCGGUGACUGUUUGUCUACAUUCGAGGCCAUGGCCGAAACUUUACGCGGCGGCCUCAGUCUUGGGUUGGCCGGCUUCGGUUUCUGGUCCCACGACAUUAGCGGCUUUGAAGGCACGGCCCCAGACCCGGCAGUUUACAAGCGGUGGUGCGCCUUUGGCUUGUUGAGCUCGCACUCGAGACUCCACGGCUCUUCGCUGUACCGAGUCCCAUGGAAUUUUGACGACGAGUCCAGCGACGUGUUGCGGCUUUUCACUCGCUUGAAGUUGCGCUUGAUGCCAUAUUUGUACCACCAUGCGAUCUUGGCCCACAAACACGGCGUCCCGAUUUUGAGACCAAUGUUCCUUGAGUUCCCACAAAACAUUGCAGCAGAGUCUGCUGACACUCAAUACAUGCUUGGAGAUGCAUUAUUGGUCGCUCCUGUUUUCAAUGCAGAGGGUGAUGUCAGCUUCUUCUUACCUGCUGGCAAGUGGUACGGUUUGCUUGAUGGAAAAGUACGUGAGAGCUCUGGCAGUGGCACUUGGGUGCAAGAACAACACGGUUUUCUGUCUUUGCCUUUGCUUGUUAAAGCAGGCUCAGCUAUUGUCACGGGCCCAGACGACGCUGAAGAGCCAGAUUACGAUUACUUCAAGGAUUUCAUUGUGUCUAUCUUCGAAAUUGCUGACGGUGCCGCUGUGGUUGUUCCAAUUCCCGACAGCAAGAAAUUAGGCGCGUAUGCGGGCGAAGUCAAGGUUUCGCGCUCGGGCGACACCAUCGAGGUUUCGGGCGGCGACGCCCAAUUCCAGGUGCGGGUGCUUGGCGUGGAGAAAAUCUCGGUCGAGCACGGCGUAGACGAACUCGGAAAUGCGCUUGUUUCUGCAAAGGGAAAAGUCACUUUCCGUGUUUGA
Molecule: messenger RNA, 1254 nt
Organism: Clavispora lusitaniae ATCC 42720
Lineage: Eukaryota; Fungi; Ascomycota; Pichiomycetes; Serinales; Metschnikowiaceae
Gene: yicI
Product: Alpha-xylosidase domain protein
Biological process (GO): carbohydrate metabolic process
Molecular function (GO): hydrolase activity, hydrolyzing O-glycosyl compounds; carbohydrate binding
Source: RefSeq, a predicted model, not a curated record